UGAUGUCUUCAUCUGUCAGUCCGUGAAAUCGUACACAACCCGCUAGGCCUCGGAAUAGUUCCGCAUUCUCCGGUUCCUGUUCAAGCCCAGAACAACUACCGUAAAAAGGCGCCACCAGCUAGAAGCAGUCAUCUAGAGUACAGGAACAUCCACCAGAAACGAUCCACCUCGAUAUGGCCGCCGGAACCAGCUUCGACGUGAGCAAGUACAAGACCUUCUACGAGUGCGACGAACACUGGGAACUGCGCCGUAUGUUCAUGGAACGGCACAAGGACCGCUUCAGCGAGGACGAGCUGGUUUGCCUGGCGCAGGUUUUCACCAACGUGGAGUUUCUGGGCUGUCGCUAUCCGGCGGAGACGAUGACCCUGAUUGCGGAACUGUCCAAGGACGUGGCGGCCGAGUACCGGCAGUCGCGCGAAACCAAACUGAAGCGGACGUUUGUGGCGGCGUCCGAUGCUGCCGCGGCCAGGUAUGCCAAGAAGUAGGAGGCAGAGGUUUACAUUUUAAGAUUUUCGAAGAAUAAGGACAAAGUUCAACGCCUGGGCGGUUUCUUUAAAUACUGCACAUUUAUUUUUCAAUCAUUGUAAUGAUUCUAGGAUAAUUUAGUGGCGUAUUUCAUGUAUAAGUUGGAUUUUUUUGUAAAAUAAAAAAUAUAGUUAAAAUAAAAAAUGUUCUUCCUAUA
Messenger RNA from Aedes aegypti (yellow fever mosquito), 682 nucleotides. Its product is annotated as partner of xrn-2 protein 1-like. The record is from RefSeq and is a predicted model, not a curated record. Bases 174 to 485 code for a protein of 103 amino acids. The transcript has a single exon. NCBI's taxonomy places the organism in Eukaryota, Metazoa, Arthropoda, Insecta, Diptera, Culicidae.